This is a messenger RNA of Guillardia theta CCMP2712, 1413 nucleotides long. RefSeq lists its product as hypothetical. Gene Ontology annotation, molecular function: alkaline phosphatase activity. The coding region runs from base 1 to 1413 and encodes 470 amino acids. Gene Ontology annotation, biological process: dephosphorylation. The record is from RefSeq and is a predicted model, not a curated record. NCBI's taxonomy places the organism in Eukaryota, Cryptophyceae, Pyrenomonadales, Geminigeraceae. The transcript is spliced from 19 exons.
AUGGGAUUGGUGGCUGUUGUUGUCCUGGUGAUCUUCUUCAGCGCCGUUGGCAAGGAGGACAAGUCGAAGAUGAAGCCUGUCAUGUGCGCGGGAGGGAACGGGACGCUGCGGAGGAUCUCGAGGGAGGCCUACGACUACUGGUCGAGAGUCAACCCCAAGGCUGAGAGGAGCCUUGUGAUCAUGCUUGGAGAUGGAUACGGGCCCGACGUCCACUCGAUGAGCAGGUCGGUGAUGAGGAAGAUGCUGGGCAACGAGAGCUACAGGCUGCCUCUUGACGACUUCCUCGUCGGCACCUCCAUCACCUCCGCCCUCGGCAACGUCAUCACCGACUCGGCGGCAGGGGCGACGGCGUACGCCAACGGCGUGAAGACGGUGAACGGAGCCAUCGGGGUAGAACCAGCGGAUCUGUCUGAGCAUGGCGUUCGCAAGUGCGCUGACUCUCUGGGAGGGACGAAGAAGACUCCAGACUGUCCGGUGGCCGAUCAGACGUCAUGCUGCCCACUGAAGAGGAUCGCCAACGCCUUCGAGGGAUGCAGGGCAAAGGGCAUGGCCACCGGCCUUGUUGUGUUGUUCGCUCAGGCAGCUCGACAGAACAAGGUCGUCUUUCAGAGUUUCCUUCUCAACUCCGUCAAGGAAGAGGCCAAAUCACGUUCCUCCUCUGAAACUGGGGACAGUGUUGUCAAGAGGGAGAUGACGGAGGCUGCGCUGACGAGACUCAAGGCAACGGGCAAGAAGUUCUGCCUCAUGGUCGAGGGAUCGCGUAUCGAUCACGCGCUGCACGGCAACGACGCGGCUGGAGCUGCCUUUGACACUUUUGCCUACAACGACGCCUUCGAGGCUGUGAACCGUUUCAUCGAGGCAGAACGCACCAGCGGGCACGAGAUCGAGGUCAUUUCUGUCGCCGAUCACAGCUGCGGCGGCAUCACCACGGGCAUGCAGACGAACUGGCAGCCGAAGUUUUCGCAGCCCAUCUGCCUGCCAGGAGGCUCCUGCCAAGUUCAGAUCGGGACGUCAGCAUAUGGCACCACCGAUGGAUGGACGCCGGAGGUCCUUGCUCGUGCUCGCAUCUCCCUCCCGCAGCUCUCGGCGCAGGUCUGCUGCAACCAAACCCUCAGGAAGUCUUUCCCCUCCGUCCUAGCAAGAAUCCAGGACGAGCUGGGCAUCUCCCCCAGCUCAGAGGACCAGGCGAACUUCCAGCAAGCGGCAUCCCGAGUUGCCUUCACAACAGCGUCGCACACCUCGGUGGACAUCAACGUCUACGCGUCUUGGGACAUCCAAGAUCGCUUCCGAGGGUCCAACGAGAACGACGAAAUAGGAAGGAGGAUAAUCCGGGAGGUGCUGGAGCUGGACUCUAGUGUGAUGGAUCCCAUCUCACAGGCACUCGAGGAGUGUCAAGUCCCCGUCGUGCCCUAG